Messenger RNA from Asparagus officinalis (garden asparagus), 908 nucleotides. Its product is annotated as probable protein phosphatase 2C 41. The coding region runs from base 121 to 594 and encodes 157 amino acids. Gene Ontology annotation, molecular function: protein serine/threonine phosphatase activity. The transcript has 2 exons. The record is from RefSeq and is a predicted model, not a curated record. Gene Ontology annotation, biological process: protein dephosphorylation. Gene Ontology annotation, cellular component: cytosol; nucleus. Lineage: Eukaryota; Viridiplantae; Streptophyta; Magnoliopsida; Asparagales; Asparagaceae.
GUUUUACCAUUUUAGUCGCCAGGACAUUCUUCAUCAAAUGUGGGUAAAGGAAAAAGUUAUCAAGGUAACAUCAGAGUUAGCUAUGGCUAUAGCCUUGUAAAAGGAAAGGCUAAUCAUCCUAUGGAGGAUUUUCAUGUUGCCAAAUUCGUCCAUGUUAAAGGGCAGGAGCUUGGCCUAUUUGCUGUUUUUGAUGGCCAUUUGGGAGAUAGUGUGGCUGCAUACUUACAGAAGCAUUUGUUUGCUAAUAUUCUAAAAGAGGAAGAAUUCUGGACCCAUCCUGAUAGAGCCAUUUCAAAAGCAUAUGACAAGACUGACAAGGCAAUUCUUUCUCACAGUCCUGAUCUUGGACGAGGUGGAUCUACUGCGGUUACUGCCAUUCUCAUAAAUGGCACAAAGCUGUGGAUAGCUAAUGUCGGUGAUUCACGAGGAGUUGUAGCAAAAGGUGGGAAAGCAAUACAACUGACUGUUGAUCAUGAGCCAAGCAUAGAACGGGGUAGUAUAGAGACAAGAGGUGGCUUUGUUUCGAAUAUGCCAGGUUUUAUCCGUAUCCCUAAACUAGUUCUCAUUAUAUGUUUGUUUGGAUAUUGUCUGUAGACUCUACACACACGCGUACAGGCAUACAUAUGUGAAAUGAAGACAUAGAAGAUGAAAUUGUUUUGCAGUAUUUUUUCCCCUCCUUUUGACAUAUAUUAUUACCCAAAAUAUUCACGGCAAUCCUAGCAUCACCACAUACAUAUUUGUUCAUACUAAUUUUCCAGUGCUCAUCCAUAUAUAGUGUUUUUAAUCGUAGCUCUUCAGAUAGUUUAAAUUGUGCAAAAGGAACAUUCUCCUAAAUAUAACCAAAAGUAGCCAAAAGCAGUUAUUCGUUUGCAUGGAGUACCAAAGAUCCUGCUCAAAAUUUCUUUAUU